Molecule: messenger RNA, 639 nt
Organism: Pezoporus occidentalis (night parrot)
Lineage: Eukaryota; Metazoa; Chordata; Aves; Psittaciformes; Psittacidae
Exons: 1
Coding region: 1-639 (212 amino acids)
Source: RefSeq, a predicted model, not a curated record
AUGAAGGACAGACUCGACGGGGCUGGCGAGCGGCGGCCCGGCAGAAGGGGCCUCAGCGUCCGGCGAGGGGCGGCGGCAGCGGGGACUGCUGAGAGCCGCUACCCCCGCGUACCGGUGUGGUGCGAGCCGUGCCCCUCCGGGCUGCCCAGGGGCAUGACACCGCGGCCGGCAGCUGCGGGUCCGCCCCGCGCCCCUCCGCGCUGCUCCGCGCCGCUCCGCCGGGCUCCGCGGCGGGAUCGGGGGCUCGAGCCGGGCCCGGAUGGGAUGGGGGGGGGGGUGUCUGUCAGCAGCCGGCGGCUGUCACCAGACGGGCAGCGCAAGCCCCUGGCAGAGCGCGCAGCAUCUCCAUCGCAGUGCGCCCACCUCGCGGAGAGGAGAGAGAGAGGGGGGAGAAUUGCUGCAUUUCUGGGGGAGGUACCAGCGCCCCGGCCAAGCCCGGCCCCCCCGCACCCUCCUCCCCCGCCGGGCCAGCAGCGCCGCAGCGCAGACCCCCCUCUCCUGCGCCUCAGCUCCUGCGCUGCCCUCCCUUGCCCCACGCUUAGCCCUACACCCCACGACAGCGUCGCGAGCCCCUUCCCCACGGCGAAACAAAGGGUCCCCAUUAACGAGGCGGACAGACGGCUCGGCUCCGGCUCCUAA